UGGCAAGGUUAGCGCUGUUUGGCAGUUUGCGGGGGUGGAACCCAUCUUCACGUCAGCACCUUGUUACGACCGAACAGAAGAACAUUUUGGAAAUCUUCAACAACCACAAGAACCGACAGUUCGCUCGUGUUAUGCACAACUGGUCUCACCGUUACACUAUAUACAAUGUACAUGGACCACACCGCCCCAAUCGCGCACCGGAUCCGAGCCACGCGAUUUCUUGUGCCAUCUUCCACCUCCUGGGUUGCUCCCGAGAGCUCGUCUCCCGUGAGCUUAACUGCCGUAGGUUGUAUUCCGCCCGUACCACUCACGUCUGUCACAAAGAUCCAGACGACGAAGUGUAUGUUUCGAUAUGCACUUUCGACAGGAAAAAAACCACGCCACUUGAUGCAUCGUGCACGAUCCGCAACGUCCCAAGAUGCAAUUGCAACCCCACAACUGGCCGUUUCCCCCGCCUUUUAGCAGGUCUUGUCAAGAGAAAGGAGCCUCGGCCCUGUCUGCCUUGGGAUUAGUCCCCCGAACACCCCCCAACAGAUGACGCGCGGGUUGGCCCCGACCCGCCUGCCAGGAACGGGGUCUUUUUGCUCUGUCUCGAGAAAGGCGGAAAACACGGGAUCGGAGAGCUUUUUGGAACUUCUCUUCAGCUAGCCGAGGCUUGGGAUAUGGCUUCUUUUGUUUGGACUCAAAGAAGAAGAGAGGUCAGGAUACGGGCCACACGUGCGCAAAGGUCGAUGCUGUGCCGCCAUCGCAAUGCUGGCCGCAGAAAGCAGAGAGAGAGGUCUGCUGGUCGGCUUGAUUCCGACCCUUUCUGUGCGCAGACGCCAGGAUGCUACUGUAGGCAUUGCUUGGGGUGGAGCUAGGUGUGUCACAGACAAUGAAUGCCAACUGAACUUGGCUCUUUCCCAACUUCUUCUGAACCCCUCAGAGGCUCGCCUACGUACGGAUUUCGGAACAACGGAUGGAAAUUAUGCCCGCCCCCCGUGCCUGCUUCCCUGGGGAGGUAGGAUUUUUUCUGUCUGUUGGAAAAUCAGAUGGAAUAAAGAGCAAGGGAGCUGCACUUCUCCUGGUGUCCCACACUACUUGCUUACACUCUUGUCUCUGCCGUCAUUGUCAUAUAUCACCACAUACACGCUCGUACCGGACGCAUAUCAUACGGCCAGCAUACGGUUGUACCCUCUAGGGACCGUGUUGAUCUGCUGCUUUGGUUGCUCAACAGCUGUUGACCCCUGCGGCGAAAACCUGGCUUUAUAUACGGCGGCAGCCGAGUCCAACCGGUGAGCCGUUCUUGGUCGCGGGCGGCUGUUUGUUUUUACUUCCCUCUACUCGUCUUCUCUGUGAGGACGCAGAUACUGAGGGGAGUUAUCUGCUCUACCCGCUAGUUCGGGGUAUCGUUUCUUCGUUGGCUUCUGUGCUUUCUUCAACACCAAGAUGGGACUCGUUGAAACAGCUAUCGAGCAUGUCUCGGUUAAAUCAGUGUUGAUCCUCGGACCAGCACUGCUUCUGGCACAUCUGGCUUGGUGGCUAGUUUUGAGGCCUGCAUGGCAGGAAAUCAAGCUUGCCCGGAUGACUGGCGCAAGGCCACCAAGGAUUCCCUCCAAGUUGCCGUUCAGUAUCGAUUUUAUUUACCGCAGCGUCAAGGCUUCAAUGAACUACCAGAACCUCCCCAUGUGGAAAUCCCUCUUUGUACAAGCCAACUCAUCAACCGUCGAGAACCGUAUUGCUGGCCGCCGCGUGGUCAUGACCUGCGACCCCGAGAACAUCAAAGCUAUCCUGGCAACCCAGUUCGGUGAUUAUGGCAAGGGCGAGCCCUUCCACAGGGAGUGGAAGGCCUUUUUGGGCGACAGCAUUUUCACUACCGAUGGAGAUUUGUGGCAUGGCAGCCGACAGUUGAUCAGACCUCAGUUCAUCAAAGACCGUGUCAGCGACCUGCACGUGUUUGAGAAGCACAUGCAGACUCUCUUCCGGGCUAUUGCGAACGGAGGAGCUCUCAAUGGCGAGGGACAGCAUGUGGAUCUUGAGGCUGGCAAUGGGAAGCCAGUUGAUAUCAGCGAUUUGUUCUUCCGGUUUACACUUGACUCGGCGACAGAUUUCCUGUUGGGCAAGGAUGUCAAGUCUCUCAGCAACCCCCGCCAAGAAUUCGCCGAAGCCUUCGCCGAAGUCCAAAGAGUUCAGUCCAUCAUUAGCCGUGCUGGGCCCCUCAACGUCUUCGUCCCCCGUGGCUCCUUCCGCAAGGGCAUGAAAAUCAUCAACGCCUUCAUCAACCAGUACAUCGAGCAGACCCUCCGUCUUGACCCUAACGACCUCGCCAGCAAGUCUGACGCCGGUUAUACCUUCCUGCAUGCCCUGGCUGGGUUCACCCGUGAUCGUCAAGUUCUCAGGGACCAACUUAUUGCUGUCCUGUUGGCCGGAAGAGACACCACCGCUUGCACCUUGUCCUGGACCAUCUACGAACUCGCUCGCCACCCUGAAGCUCUCAAGAAGUUGAGAGAGGAAAUCUUGCGUGUGGUUGGUCCUACUCGUGCGCCUACUUAUGAGGAUCUCAAGGGGAUGAAGUACCUUCAGAAUGUCAUGAACGAGACACUGAGGUUGUAUCCUGUUGUGCCCUUCAAUGUCCGUCUCGCGCUCAAAGAUACCACCCUCCCCCGUGGAGGCGGUCCCGAUGGCUCCCUUCCAGUCAAGGUCCUUAAGGAUACACCCAUCGCCUACUCCACACUCGUCAUGCAACGCCGUGAAGACCUCUAUCCCCCCGUAUCCGCCAACUUCGCCCCAGUCGAUGUCUUCAGCCCAGAUCGAUGGUCCGUCUGGCAACCCAAGCCAUGGCAGUACAUCCCCUUCAACGGCGGUCCGAGAAUCUGCAUCGGGCAGCAGUUUGCGCUGACCGAGAUGGCAUACGUGUUGACCAGGUUAUUUCAAAAGUACGAGAGGCUGGACAACUACAUGGGUGAGAUUGAUGGUGGCAACCCGUGCCUGAGGGCCGAGAUUGUGCUGCAACCGGGUGAUGGUGUAAAGGUUGGGUUCUGGGAGGCCAAGAAGGCUUGAUAUCAGGUAUGGGGAUCGGGGUUUUGAUUUUGGGCUAUGGUAUAUAUCAGACUGUCUCACUCAGCGGCAUGCCUUCUUCCUUUACAGGGAUUUGUAUGAAUAUGAUUUAUGAGAUUUUACUCAUCUAUGAUGUGUCUUUCCAUCUCAUCC
Molecule: messenger RNA, 3189 nt
Organism: Podospora pseudocomata
Lineage: Eukaryota; Fungi; Ascomycota; Sordariomycetes; Sordariales; Podosporaceae
Exons: 4
Coding region: 1429-3039 (536 amino acids)
Molecular function (GO): iron ion binding; heme binding; monooxygenase activity
Source: RefSeq, a predicted model, not a curated record